UAGAGCGUUUAUUCGUCAUCGAAUAGUUUUCGAAUUUAUUCCAUUCGGCAAAUUGAUUAUUCUUUCGAUUUUAACGUAAAUUUAUAGAAAAUUUGAAAACUAGUUAAGAAGCUGAAUAAGGAAUUAUUUCUAAAAAUGAAUACAUUUGUUAGAGAUGAAUUACAUAACUUAAGAGUGAAAGGAAAACAAAUAUACACUGAAGGAACGAGUAUUCGUAUAUUUAUGUAUUGUAUUUUAGUGCUUAUCAUCAUUAUAUUCGUCUUCGGAUCAUUUAUGAUUUAUCAGAAAACGAAAAGUUCCUCAUUACCAUGUAUUUCUGCUUCUUGCGUGGAUGCUGCAAUUGACAUUUUGCUUUGGAUUGACGAAUCUAUUGACCCAUGUGAAGACUUUUAUUCCUUUGUUUGUGGUCAAAAACAGAAAAAUUCAUGGAAACAAGGAAUAAUUUCCAAUAAGAUAAUAGAAAAACAGCGGAAAAUAGAUAAUGUUUUAAUAAACAUAUUUAAUAAAAAAAUGAUGAAUUUGACAGCAUCAAUUUCUCGAAAGGCCUUAAAUUAUUAUCAAUUCUGUCUUUAUCCAUAUAAAAGGAAUGAGAAAAAUAUGAUAUCUUACAUGAUAAAGGAAUUUGGGGGAUGGCCCAUAUUGAGAAAUUGGAAGGAAACCGGAUUUCUAUUCAGUGCGGUGGCAUCAGUAACUAAGUUAUCCAAACAUGGCCUUUUUGAAGUGGGAGUAACUUUAAACGGCAAAAAUAAAGCUGAAAAUAUAUUAAUGAUUAAACGUGUUCCGUCAGAUGACGUCACAAAUCAAACGAUAAUAGGUUUGACAUCAUAUCCUUCCGCCUAUCUCACCGCUUUUGAAAUCGAAGAAUUAGAACAAUUGCACGAAGCAAGAAAUUUUGAAGACGAAACUGAUCCUUACGGUUCACUAGAAAUAAUGACUAUUAAAGAAUUCGGCAAAAGAACCACAUUUGACAAAUGGAUCGACUUUUUUAAUAAAGUAUUAGAAGAUGCCAACAAGACUGUUACUGAGAGUGACGCCAUAGCAGUGUACAACGUCAAUUAUUUUAAAAAUCUUAUCGUGACCAUAAAUACAAAAUACAUUAGCGAAAGAACUCUAGCAAAUUAUGUUGUUUUUCAAGCUAUUACUUACUUCGGGAAUUACAUGACCAAAUACAGAAUUAAUAACGUUUCCCAACCUGAUAAGUGCAUUAUGGUGUUGAAGGAUUUAAUGCCGUUUUAUGUCGAUCAUUUAUUUAUAAACGAAAACACGGAUUUAACUUAUAUGAUUAAAUAUAUGAUGGAAUUUAUUACACACGAAUUUGAAAUAUUUUUAAAUCAAUCAUCAUGGAUUGAUGCAUCCAAGCGUAAAUCUUUAAUUAAGAAGCUUGAAAAUAUGCAAUUUUUGUAUGGUUAUGAUACAAAAAUAAAAGAUAUCGAUUACGUAAAUGAUUAUUAUAAACACGUACCAGAUCUGACAGACGAUUGGAUGCAAACGACUUUAUACAUUUCUUAUAUUCCAAACUUAAACAAAUAUUCACAAAUUACCACUCCCGUUAACGGAAUAAGUUGGCCUCAAUAUUCUAUUACAAAUGCACGUAUUUACAACGAAGAAAGUAGCAACGUCAUCGUAAUUCCCGAAACCGUGAUACAAAAGCCAUUCUUUGACAUUGAUGCACCCAGUUACUUGAAUUUUGCGUUAAUCGGAACUUUAAUUAGUCGCGAAUUAAUUCGUUCGGUUAUUGGAAAAGAAGGCAAAAGAAAUGAAUUCCAAUUUGUCGCUGAUUGGUUUGGUGAAGAAGAUAGAAAACAAUUCGAAAAAAGAAUUCAAAGUUUCAAACAACAAUACAAUGCUCUAAAUGUUUCUAUGGAUAAUGCAGAGAUUAAUGUUGAUGAAUUAAGUAACAUUGGAGAAAUUCUUCAUCGUAUAACAGCUGAUGAUAUGGCAAUCGGAUUAGCUUACCGAGCUUAUCAGCGUUGGGUAAACAUAAAUGGAGAAGAUCAAUCACUUCCACGAUUAGAAAAUUUUACCAUCCCUCAACUAUUCUUUUUAUCUAACACUAAUUUAUGGUGCACCGGAAGAAACAACUCAUUCGACAAAUAUGGAAUCAAUAUUUCUCAUAGAAAUGUGAAAGAAUUCAAUGAAGCUUUUGAUUGUAGGUCAAAAUCUGCUUCCAACUCUAGUAAAAAUGCAAUAUCAUUUAGUGUUGUGUAUUAAAAAAUAAAAAAAUUUAGUGAAA
Molecule: messenger RNA, 2233 nt
Organism: Centruroides sculpturatus (bark scorpion)
Lineage: Eukaryota; Metazoa; Arthropoda; Arachnida; Scorpiones; Buthidae
Product: endothelin-converting enzyme homolog
Exons: 21
Coding region: 136-2211 (691 amino acids)
Biological process (GO): protein processing
Cellular component (GO): plasma membrane
Molecular function (GO): metalloendopeptidase activity
Source: RefSeq, a predicted model, not a curated record